AACCUGGUCACUACAUCCACCGGCGCAUGGAAGCAAAAGAUUCGCCUCAACAGCUCGACAGGUGGAGUGACAGGAAUACACAAUUUACCAUCUUACCAGAAGAUUUAACAACAAACCAAGACCACUCUGACAAACAAUCUGAUUAUGCGGUGGUGGCUGUCAGCGGAGGGUAAGACGAACGUCGGCACCGGGUCACCAAGUCAGCUGUCUCCGAACCGAGACAUUGGUUGGGCCAGACCUCAUGACGCCAUCCCGUUCUUCUCGUCCCCUUCUCCAACACUUUUCUACCUCCAAAUUUGGUACACGCACUUUUCCCACCACAGCUCGGUAUGCCUAGGUACACAGCUUGACAGCCAACAGUCCGGGAUACCAUUCUGGGGGAUACGAGCAGUUCUGUCAACGUGCAAGGGUUUUUCCAUUCAUGUACUCCGUAGCUGUGCCGAUUUCGUUUUACCCCCAUGGCCACGUCAAAUCAGACGUAAUGGUGUGCAGCAUAAGGCUGCAGCAUCGUCUUGGCACCGGGCGGGAGAGACUGGCGUUACACAAGCUGUGGCAGCGCGCGAGUGCGCGAUUGCGCAAAAGGUGUUGCGCGCAAGGACUGAAGCAGGUAUGCGCGUCUGCAACGGGCCACGGCCGCAGGAUCGGAAUCCAUGUUGUUGGCCUCACCUGGACCACAUCUUUCUUUCAAGUGACUAUUCUCCCGGCUCAAUGAUCCCGUUUACAAGGGGGAGAGAGAGAGAUUAGCAAGACAGCUAACUAUCUUAUCUAGGUAGAGUGCCAAAAAGCAAAAAGCUCAGCCCCCCUCACGGAGGGCCUACGAAAAUCCCCUGGAGACUCUUACCAGCCUCAGGUGUAGCGAUGCAGGGGAUUUUUUCACGAGACUCGA
Molecule: messenger RNA, 886 nt
Organism: Colletotrichum acutatum
Lineage: Eukaryota; Fungi; Ascomycota; Sordariomycetes; Glomerellales; Glomerellaceae
Exons: 1
Coding region: 145-744 (199 amino acids)
Source: RefSeq, a predicted model, not a curated record